This is a messenger RNA of Spea bombifrons (plains spadefoot toad), 1483 nucleotides long. It is a transcript of the gene CRHR2, whose product is annotated as corticotropin releasing hormone receptor 2. The coding region runs from base 55 to 1305 and encodes 416 amino acids. The transcript is spliced from 13 exons. Gene Ontology annotation, cellular component: plasma membrane; dendrite; axon terminus. Gene Ontology annotation, molecular function: corticotropin-releasing hormone receptor activity; peptide hormone binding; G protein-coupled peptide receptor activity. The record is from RefSeq and is a predicted model, not a curated record. Gene Ontology annotation, biological process: adenylate cyclase-modulating G protein-coupled receptor signaling pathway; long-term synaptic potentiation; cell surface receptor signaling pathway. NCBI's taxonomy places the organism in Eukaryota, Metazoa, Chordata, Amphibia, Anura, Pelobatidae.
UCAUCAUCAUCAUCAUCCUCGUACGCGAGCCACGACCCGCCGGACCUUCUGACCAUGAAAUCUUCAAUUCUCCUUCUCAUGCUUCAAAUAAUUCUUCACUGCCAGUGCUCAGAAAACCUGUCCCUGACCGAUCUCCUGGAGCGAUAUUGUGAAGCCAUAUCUGCGGUCUACAACAACACAGGUCCCUUCUGCAGUGCCAGCAUCGAUCAGAUAGGAACGUGUUGGCCUCGGAGCUUGGCCGGGGAACUCGUGGAGAGACCCUGUCCCGAUUCAUUCAAUGGGAUCAGAUACAACACCACAAGGAGCGUUUACAGAGAGUGUUUUGAGAACGGAACCUGGGCGUCCUGGAUGAAUUACUCCCAGUGUGUGCCCAUCCUGGAUAAUAAGAGGAAGUAUGCAUUGCAUUACAAGAUUGCACUUAUUAUCAACUACCUGGGGCACUGUAUAUCGGUACUCGCGCUUAUCAUCGCCUUCUUACUUUUCUUGUGUUUAAGGAGCAUAAGAUGCCUUCGAAAUAUCAUCCAUUGGAACCUUAUUACUACGUUUAUUCUAAGGAAUUUAAUGUGGUUUCUGCUUCAAAUGAUUGACCAUAACAUUCAUGAAAGUAACGAGAUCUGGUGUCGUUGCAUCACAACCAUUUACAAUUACUUUGUGGUGACCAACUUCUUCUGGAUGUUCGUGGAAGGCUGCUACCUACACACCGCCAUAGUGAUGACCUACUCGACGGACAAGCUGCGCAAAUGGGUGUUCCUGUUCAUAGGAUGGUGUAUUCCGUGUCCGAUAAUUAUUGCUUGGGCUAUCGGAAAACUCUGCUAUGAAAAUGAACAGUGCUGGAUUGGAAAGGAACCAGGAAAAUACAUUGAUUACAUUUACCAAGGACCUGUCAUCCUUGUACUACUUAUAAAUUUUGUUUUUUUAUUCAAUAUUGUAAGAAUUUUAAUGACAAAAUUAAGAGCAUCAACAACAUCAGAAACUAUACAAUAUAGGAAAGCUGUUAAGGCCACUCUGGUUCUCCUCCCUCUCCUAGGAAUCACCUACAUGCUCUUUUUUGUGAACCCCGGAGAAGAUGACGUCUCGCAGAUAGUUUUUAUUUAUUUCAACUCAUUCCUGCAGUCUUUUCAGGGUUUCUUUGUGUCGGUGUUUUAUUGCUUCCUGAAUGGGGAGGUGCGCUCGGCCGCCAGGAAGAGGUGGCAUCGCUGGCAGGAUCACCAUUCUCUGCGCGUCCGAGUAGCCCGGGCGAUGUCCAUCCCGACGUCCCCGACCCGAAUCAGCUUUCACAGCAUCAAGCAAACAGCGGCCGUGUGAUCUCUCUCUCCGCCGUCUCCCAGCCUGGGGCCGCGUGCCGGACGCGUUUCGCAUUUCCCGACGUGAACUUUUUGGAGACAAAACGAUGAAAUCUGAGGAUUCCGGAACUUGGUCUGUAUUUUAAGCACAAACUUUAGGACCCUGCGGUGGAAAAGCUAUUAUUUUUAUUUAAUUCUGC